AUGCCUCCAAUUCCUCCCCCUUCAUACCCUCAUCGCAUCGUACUGUAUCACCAGACAUUAUGCCCGAACAGAGGACCCUACGUUUCUCUGCUUCCCCUCUUGAACAAUCACACGGGCAUCACGCACGUCGUUCUCGCAGCGUUCCAUCUCAACGCCCCCAACCCCAACCAUAUCACUCUCAAUGACGAUCCCCCUGGUCACUCCAUGUAUGACACAUUAUGGGCCGAGAUCCCCUUGUUACAGCAAAGCGGUGUUAAGGUGAUGGCCAUGUUGGGCGGUGCUGCGAAGGGCACGUUCUCCUGUCUAGACGGUGACGACGCCCAAUUCGAGGAAUAUUACGUGCCUCUUCUGGCUAUGAUCCGUCGCCAUGGCUUAGAUGGAAUCGAUCUGGAUGUCGAGGAACCUAUGUCAAUGUCCGGCAUUAUACGCCUUAUUGACCGGCUUAAGGCUGACCUUGGCCAGAGGUUUCUCAUCUCCCUCGCACCAGUAGCGGCAGCUCUGCUAGGGAUUGGAAAUCUCUCCGGUUUUGAUUAUCGUGAGUUGGAGGCGCAGCGAGCUGGUAGCAUCGCGUGGUAUAAUGCCCAGUUCUACAACGGCUGGGGACCGGCAGAAGAUCCUCGCAUGUACGCCGCGAUCAUAGCGCAGGGUUGGUCUCCGACGAGAGUCGUGUAUGGCCUCUUGACAAACCCAGGAAAUGGCUCCCAGGGAUAUGUACCGCAAGAAGUGAUAGGGCCUGUGCUAGCUCUGUUGGUGGAACAGUUUCCGAAUUUUGGUGGCGUAAUGGGCUGGGAGUAUUUCAAUUCGAUGCCUGGGCAAACAGCACGACCUUGGGAAUGGGCAGCGCAGAUGUCACUGAGCAUGGGAAUGAGGACAGUGCUGCAAAAAGCGAGGGAUCUGCUGAUUUCCUGA
Molecule: messenger RNA, 909 nt
Organism: Aspergillus puulaauensis
Lineage: Eukaryota; Fungi; Ascomycota; Eurotiomycetes; Eurotiales; Aspergillaceae
Product: putative class III chitinase
Exons: 1
Coding region: 1-909 (302 amino acids)
Biological process (GO): carbohydrate metabolic process
Cellular component (GO): extracellular region
Molecular function (GO): chitinase activity
Source: RefSeq, a predicted model, not a curated record